Gongylonema pulchrum is the source of this 728-nucleotide messenger RNA. Lineage: Eukaryota; Metazoa; Nematoda; Chromadorea; Rhabditida; Gongylonematidae. The record is from the annotation of a GenBank genome assembly.
AUGAGGAAUUUGAAUUUAACAACCGAAUUUCGAGAAAACGAAACGAACAGGUGCUUCAUUACUGUGAAAGCGUUUUCAUCAUUGAAGUUAGCUGAAUGUGCUACUGUUCAACUUUUUCCAGAAACAAACGGAACAUCGUGGUCUGGAGCUGGAGGAUCAGCAACGACAGCAGCAUCGUCUAGUGUUGCAGCAAUACCAGGCACUGCUACUGCCAGUAGCGGUGGCAGUGGUAGUUGUGGUACCACAUUAGACGACGGUGUACCGGAACCGGCUGUUUCGAUUCUAAUGAAGAUGGAACAAAUGAAUACGUGCAAUGAACUGGAUUCACGUUCUGUUGCAUCAAUCCGAACUGGUUCCAGUAGCUCCGGAAGCGCACCCACCGAUAGCUUCAGUCCACGAUCAAAUAAGUCACGUGAGAACAGUGUACCGGCUGAAGAUGAUGAAGAUUUGGAUCUUUGGGCUGUUUGGGGAAAUUUGAUCAAGUAUUGGGAAGUUGAAUCCAAAAAGAGGCCGAAUUAUAUCAAGGAACUUGUUCGUCGCGGAAUUCCUCAACAUUUCCGAACGAUUGCAUGGCAGCUUCUCAGCGAUGCUAAUGUGUCGUUAGUUCAUGAUAUCUAUACGGACUGCCUAAGGAAGUCUUCUCCUUAUGAAAAGGUUAAGUAUGUUUGUGCUCGAAGCGUAUACUGUCCCCAAUAUCCAUGGAAAGCCAAAAAGAUUUUUCCUUGACU